UUGUCACGUGAUCUAUUGUAGGUACAUGUCCCUAUGCCAUUUAGUGUCCGCACCAGUUUCGCUGUGGCUGUAUCGCAGUUUGCUAUCGUAGAAUACUGUAAUUUUCGCCGAAAUGGAGAGCUUUAAGGCAGUUUUGGGACUAGUAACCUGUAUAGUUGCAGUUUCCCUAGUACAUGGGGCGAGUGUCUCAGUGAGUCGCAACAUUACCACCAAGCCGACACCUGAGCCCCCUUCUUCUGGACCUCGUGUUGACAUCACCCUUGAAUGCAUCGGGAGCUCAUCUGAUCUCAGCUACUACAUCAAAAACCAGGUGAACUGGGAUUUCAAAGACAGCAAUGGCGUUGUUCAUCCCAUCACACAAUCAUUUUACGCAGCUACUGGCGCUACUGCCUCGUACGCUGAUUCAAAUUUCAAGGCUGGUCGAUUCGAGUUCAAAUAUGAGACCAAUAAAAUGACUGGGUUCUAUCAGUUUAUCCUUCUUAUUAAGGGUGUGAAGUACAGCGACGAUGGAGAGUACACUUGUACCCUGAUAGCUGAGAACAAGACUGUGGCUGACAAGAAGACCCUCAAAGUCACUGUUGUCCAUCCUGUGGACUCGGUGAUGCUUACCUUGUAUGACUCCAUGAAUAAUAAUAAAUUGUAUACCUCCAACGCUCCAGUGACUGACUCUACAGAGGCAAUUCCUAUCAAACCAGGCAGCUUCAGGGUGGAGUGCCAAGCAAAAGGCAGCAACCCUGCACCUAAAGUUGACAUCAGGUUUGAUGGCGCCAGUAUUGCUAUGUCUGAUACUGGAGAUAAGUCAGUUGUCAGUGGUCGCCCGUCAUAUUCUAAGACACUUAGUGUGACACAAGAUGUAGCUGCAAAGGACAUGGAUCAGUUGUUCUCAUGUGAUGCAAACAUUGCAGGAAAUCAUUAUGUUACAAAGGUGGCUUCCAUUAAAGUUAGGGCCAUUAUCGACACGCCUGACUUCCUGUGCGACAACCUGACACGGUCUGUUGGGGACAACCACGUUGAGGUCAAGUGUAUCCUGCUUAGCGAGAGUGAGCUGGCCUGCGACAAGGUCACGUGGGAGAUUGCAGAAGAGAACUUUGUGAUGCACGUUGACGACAGGCACCAAGACCCAGAGAGGAAAUAUGGCAUCCUGGAGCUCACAUGCACACCUAUUAAUUCCACUUCGCUGUCCACAUCAUUGAUCGUACACCAGGCAGCCGACCCUCACUUUGCAACUGUGUUUUACGUGAUUUACGAUGGUGGCCCGAAGGAUUUCAAACACGCCGUUAUCAUCAACAAGCAGGAAACUUCUAGUGCCACCUUGCUAGCACCCCUUACCUUCCUAGCAACCAUCAUCAUGGCAGCAGUAUCCAAGCUGUUGUAACAUCAAUAUCAUCUAGACGCAUUCCAUAAACAAAUUAAUCUGUCAAAAUCCAGCAGUGAGAAAUGACUGACAAAUGUACGAAGAAAGGAAUAGCAAGAGUUGAUUGGUAGUUCUAGAAAAGAUUCUAGAAGACAAGACAAAAAAAAUCAUGUGUUGGUGUUUGUUUAAACUCAAAAGAAAUUGGUUUUACAUGUAAAGGAAUCAUUUUGAACUUCAAUGCCAUUAAGUAAUUGUAAAUGAAAUAAAUAUAUAAAUUACUUCUGAUGCUACUAGAAUCUGCCUUUAAAUGUUGCUGUAUUUAUAUAAAUACCAGUAAAUGCCAAUAUAAUUCAUGAUGAAAUGGAAGCAAGUCAUAAGUGGGGAAUUAUUUACAUCAUACAACUUAUGUUUUGUUAGUUUCAAUAUUAAUUUAUCUUUGUACAUUUAUCUUCAAUUUGUUAUUUAGAAUAUUGUAUCUUUCUAAUCAUUCCAGGACAGUGUAGUGCUGCAUAAUACUGGAUUAUUUUUGCAAGUUUCCUUUUUAUAUCGAAAUAAGAAGCUUCUCAAAUGUUUUAAGUGUUCUCUUGCACCCACUUAUACCCAUGUAUAACUCAUUUGGUUUGCUAUUUCUCAACAGGGAAUGUAAAUCAGACUUGAAACAUUGUAAUUAUUUGCAUGUUUUAAACCAAUUGUACUUACAUAUGUAGGUAUUUUUUUAAGUGUUAAAGUCAUGGCACAAACUGAUUAAUAUAAAUGUAUAUAUCGAGAUUAAAUUUGUAUUUUGGCAGCAAAUUUGGGUCAUUUAUAUGAUGAGUGCAUGUAAAUACAAUCGUUUUAAGAACUCUGGUAUAUACGAGUUCUCCUAGCAAUAAUUACGUAUUCAUUAAUUGACAAAUUUAACACUCUCCAUUAUAAGAAGUUAUCGAAUAAUUUUCUAAUUGUGUACAUUUACAUGUAUUUGGCUCAAGUUUAAAAACAUCUUCAUAGCAUUUGUAUAUUAUAAGGUAACAUUAUAUUAUGAUAAACAAUGUCUUACUUUUAAGUGUUUCUCAUAUUAAAAUAGAUUAUUAGGGACGAAAAUAAAAUAAGAAAGUGUAGACAAUGUUCUGCCAAAAAAGCUCUAGUGACACAAUUACACAUAUUAGGCGUAUUAUGGACAGUUUAUGAAAUGACUGAUGUUGCAAUUCUGGUGUCUGUACUCAAGUGUGACCAUAUCCAAUCAUGUCAUUUUCAUAGUUUAGUAUACAUGUACUUUUAUAGUAUUUUGUAUAAUUCCAAUUAUUUACAUUUUUUGAAAAUUGUAUGUUCUAUAACUUGUAUAGAUGUUUAAAUGUACAUGAUAUAUGUUUGUAUUCUUGAAAAUUGAAAUUUAUAUAAAUUUGUAUAUAGUUAUUUUCUCUUUAAAGUGUGUGUGUGAAUAACAGUGAGAUAGUGUUUAAUUGUAGAUGUUUAAUGUAUUUAGUUAAACAUAGAAAGUGUCAAUUUUGAAAAAAAACUGGUUAAUUGUUAGCCAUAUAAUGGGUUAUAUUAAUAUACUUUUUGUAACGUUGAACAAGAACAGUAAAUUGUGGUGCAUGUUUUUAUAUUUUAAAUUUUUAAUUUGUGGUGUUUGCUAAAGCUUUUUUACCCUUUCCCACUCAGAAGCAAAGUAAAAAUGGCUAUGUGCAAACAGCAUAAAACCAGAACAGACUGCGAGUAACUCGCAGUCUGUUCAGGUUUUAUGCUGUUUGCUGCUCAUCCGUAUGUAAGGGUUGGAAAUGAAGCCUUAAAAACUUGAAUCUAGUAAGAAAAGUCUUUAAUUAAAUUUAAUGUUCUAAGGGACUACAAAUGCGUCAAAAUACGUAUCUAAGUGGUAAAGGGUCAAUUAAACAAAGUGAACAAUAGAAGAAAGAGUGUUAUUUUAUUUACAUAGAAUGUUUCUUGUGUUCAAAAAGACAUGAGGGAAAAUGGGGAUGCAUACAAUUAGUGAUUGUUUAUGAAAUUACGGCUUUGUUUAUUGAUUCACUGCUGGGAAUCUUUAAUUGUUAUCUGACAAGUCAUCAAUGAUAAAAUUGUAAUGCUUUUUGAAUGACUGUUUACAAAAUAUGUGUUUCAUGCAUUUUACUUUUUUUAUAUCUAAAAGCAAUUCUGAUUAAAGAUGUAUACACUAUUUAAAUAAGUCUUUGCUUAAAACUAAUCAUGCUUAUUGUCCUGUAUAAUUUUAAAAACAUCAGAUCUGUGGUAUGAAAAUGAUGAUUUUACUUUGAAUUUGCUUCAAAAAUUGUUCCAAGCAAUUAUGUCAAGUUCUUAUUGAAAAGUUACUACAUGUUUUGUCCGCAUUGAAAAUGCAAGUUUGCGUAUAGAAAAUCCAGUUCAUGUUUAGUUUGCUCAAUGUGAUUUGCAACCUCCGUCUUCAUUUGUGGAAGUUAUGUGUUUACAUUCUUGAUUCAUAAUAAACUAGGAUCUGACAUAA
This is a messenger RNA of Dreissena polymorpha, 3806 nucleotides long. RefSeq lists its product as uncharacterized. The transcript is spliced from 9 exons. The coding region runs from base 113 to 1375 and encodes 420 amino acids. NCBI's taxonomy places the organism in Eukaryota, Metazoa, Mollusca, Bivalvia, Myida, Dreissenidae. The record is from RefSeq and is a predicted model, not a curated record.